Messenger RNA from Alternaria alternata, 1068 nucleotides. RefSeq lists its product as hypothetical. The transcript is spliced from 3 exons. The record is from RefSeq and is a predicted model, not a curated record. Bases 1 to 1068 code for a protein of 355 amino acids. Lineage: Eukaryota; Fungi; Ascomycota; Dothideomycetes; Pleosporales; Pleosporaceae.
AUGGCAUCCGUCGUGCACGCAAUCGAUCCAGAUCCAGAUACAGUGUUAAUUCUCACAAAUCCUUGCACAACCUUCGCGCCUUGGGAACAUUAUCCUCCUUUGGCACCUGGUGGACUCACUGUUAAUAGCAGUGAAACGUUUCCUGAGGACGAAGUUGCACCUUCACUGACUACACACAAAGAGCCUGUUGAGCCUGAAGAAGAGUCGAUCCACUACCAUGUUUCCUCACGCCACCUAAUGCUCGCGUCGCCUGUGUUCAAGCGAGCGCUAAACAAGGAUGGGUUCGCCGAAUCCGUUCGCAACGAGAUCGAUGGUUUCUUCCAUAUACAAGCCAGUGACUGGGAUCCAGAAGCGUUUCUCAUCGUUCUCCGAAUUUUGCACGGUCGCAACAAGCAGGUGCCACGAAAAGUGAGUUUGGAUAUGCUUGCCAAGAUCGCUAUCCUCGAGGACUAUUACACUUUCGGAGAAUCCCUGGACGUGUUCACAGAGAUUUGGGUCCAAGAACUCAUCAAGGUGUCUAUACCUACAGUAUACUGCAGAGAUCUGGUAUUAUGGAUCUGGGUAGCAUGGUUGUUCGAUAAAGAUCAGCAGUUCAAGGAAGCCACCACCACAGCUAUCAAGCAAAGCACUGAAUCUCUCCGUACCUUGGGUCUUCCCAUCCCUGCGAUAUUAUCAGACGAAAUCGACAAUACGCGGUACCAGGCCAUCGAUUUUGUUGUCGAGUCCCUUCACGAACGUCUCGAGAGGUACCGUUCCAUCGAUUAUGUGUGCCCAUAUGGUGACAAUUAUUCCUUCGAGUGCGGAUCCUUUCUUCUCGGAAAUAUGAUGAAAGAGCUGACCCGUCUGAACCUAUAUCAACCACGCCCAGAGGUUCCGUUCCCUAGCUUGAGUUUCAAGGACUUGUGUAACCGGGUGAGAGGCAUACGCCCUGCUUGCUGGGCUCCUGAAGGGCACUACCACAGCCAUUCAUGUACAUUGGAUGCAGCGAUGGAAACUCUGAUAGAGGAUGUAUCGACUGCAGUUGGAGGGCUGAAUCUGGGCGAUCUCAAGAAGAGACGGGAUGGCUGA